GCUAGUGUUGCGAUGGCUGCCGUCAGUGUUCUCGAGGACUCGCUCGGUGUUCUAUUGUGGCGACGUUUGUUAUUCGUCGUGUAACGCGGUUUUUUUUAUUUUGUUUUCCACUCUCUUAUAAAUAUAUAUUGUCCAUAUGAAAAAUAAUAAUAAUCCGUCUUUUCUCCGUCCUUAUAUAUAUCCAUGGAAUAAAAUUCCAAUGUAAAUUAUUUUCCGCCCAGUGUUGUGUUUUUUUUUUUUUUUUUGGUGAAGGAAAGAGAAAAUCGCGUGUGUUGUAUAGUAUUUUCUCUGUCUCUCUAAUACAGUGGCUGUGUAUUCCGACUUUCCUCUCGCAGUGUUUGUGUGUGUGUGCGCGGUUAUUUUUUUUUUUUUUCCUUCUCACUUCUUCUUAUAUCAACCAUCUCUUUUCCUCUGUCUCGCCACUACAAGUGCAGUCUGUCCGAAUUUUCUAUAUAUUCGGAGCCCUCUUUACAAUCAAGUGUACAAGUGAGUGUUUCUUUUUUUUUUUCUCGUCGUUUUGCGUCCAUUGUGUUUUGUCGUGCCUCCAAAGUUGUGUCCACAGGUGUUUGCAUAAGAAAUUUUGGAUUUUUUUUCUCGAAUAAAUAGUGGGGUGUGUAUCGCAGCCGUCCAAGAGAAGUCUCUUCUCUUUUUCCCUCUCAUUGUGUGCCAAGAAGCAAAGAAAGAAAGAAGAAAAAAAAAAAUAAAUCCAAGUGUGAGAAAAAUAAAAUAGCAAGAAAAGAAAAAAAAUAAAAAGAAGUAAAGGAGUCUGGAAAGUAGACGAGAUUUGUCCUCGUUUAAUGUUUGUAGUGCGUCGAUUUCAAUUCUUAGUUUCCCGAGGUGCAAUGACUCGGCACGUGCCACACUUUCGUACGUGCCUAUAAAAGAAAACGAAGAAUAAGAAUAAAAAGCACAAGCGCGAAAAGAAGAUAUACGACUCUUUCAACACUUAGAAGAAGGAAAGGAAGCAAAUAUCCGUGCCAAAAGUUCGAGUCGGGUCAAGUUUGAAUUUACCUGCACAAGACGUGUGUGUGUGUGUGUAUUCAACAUUACACACACUCUCUCUUUUUCUAUUUUUUUCAGUGCCAGAAAAAAAUGCAAUCGAUCACCCAAAAAUCAACACUCGCCAUUAAGGGACCAAUUUUCUCAUUUUCACUACAUUCGUAAUUUUCGCAAAAAAAAAAAAUGUCAAAAAUGAUUUUUUAAGAAAGAAAAAAUGUUACGGUAGAAAAAAAAAUUUGGAUGUAAAAUUUUUUUGACGAAGAAUGCAAGGAAUUUGGAUGUAGAGGGAAAAAAAUACUCUUAGGGGUGUAAAAAACGAGGAGAGAGAGAGAGAGAAAUAAAAGAGAAAACGAUGUCUAUAAGGUUGAGUGGCGUUUACCUGGUGCAGGCCACUGGAGCCACUGAUGGCAAUGAAAAGUCAGGUAAAGUCUCGCAGGGAAACGAGAACAAUCACCAUCAUCAUCAUCAUCAAAGUAAAACCGUGACAAUUGUAGCCGGUCCACAGCGUAGCAACAGUUUGGAUUACCUGAAUUUCGAGGAAAAACGACAACUAAUAGCCUCAUCGUUGUCACUCAGUGAUUUUCUUGCUCAUGGACCAGCGGCAGCUGCUGCCGCUGCCAAAGAAGUCGCUGCCAACACUGUUAUUGGUGAGUCAUUUGUUUAUGUAAAUCUUAAUUUGAAAUAUUU
Leptopilina boulardi is the source of this 1686-nucleotide messenger RNA. RefSeq lists its product as uncharacterized. The transcript has 2 exons. The annotation marks the transcript as partial. The record is from RefSeq and is a predicted model, not a curated record. NCBI's taxonomy places the organism in Eukaryota, Metazoa, Arthropoda, Insecta, Hymenoptera, Figitidae.